Molecule: messenger RNA, 1505 nt
Organism: Xiphias gladius (swordfish)
Lineage: Eukaryota; Metazoa; Chordata; Actinopteri; Istiophoriformes; Xiphiidae
Exons: 2
Coding region: 43-954 (303 amino acids)
Source: RefSeq, a predicted model, not a curated record
AGACGCCAAAGAGUAAACCAUCACUCUUACUAACUGGAUCAGAUGCAGGCAGUGAGUGCAGAUUCAAGGGUGCCAGAGCCCAAUCUGGAAAACCUUGACGUUCCUGCAAGCCUCAGGAAAAAGCCCUCAGAUAUUGGGUUUCUUGAGAAGCUUGCCCAAAAUAUGGCAGAGAACAUAAUCCAGUCAUCUAUAAGCCCCAGGGAAAUGGUGGAACCUGAGGUUUCCAGUUCUAAUCAAGAGAAGGAGACGUUAGCGGACAAGCUAGCGUCAGCAGUGAUUGAGAUUGCUCUGAGGGAAGUGUGCGGUGGUUAUAAUGUCGAGGAUUUCCAGAGUUCAAGAUCACCUGGGGUAAAGAUGGACGAAGAACAGGCUGAAAACGUGGCUUUCUUUGAUGAAUCUGGAAGAGAACAAGACUUUUUGACCAUGGACACAGAGGUCGAUCCGGAUAAAGAACUGCUGAACUCCAAAGACAUGCAGCCCUACCACCUGCCGCUGUCCCAGUCAGGGCUCCCUGUCGUGGGAUCCCUCGACUACCCCGACGCCCCUCCGACCACCCCUCUCCUCCCUGAGCUUGAGAGGAGCAGACACAGUUUCGCCCGGAAGCUGAAAGGAGGCUUGGCGAAGGUUUUCCUGCCCUCACCACCUCCGCCAACCCCAAAGGACAAAGAGGACGAUGUUGGCUCUGUCAACUCCCCCCGGGUGGAGUUAAUGGAGCAUCUGAUACACUCACUGUCCACACAUGAUUUGGCAAGAGACUACAUUGAAGUAGGGCCUCAGCAUGGAGCCAAGAUGGAGGCGUUUGCAGAGGCUCUUUCAUGUAACAUCAUAGACUGGGUCCUGAGUGCCAAAGGCAGAGAGCAGAUAGCAGACGAUAACGAUCUUGAUCUACUAGCCCGUCAUCUGGCUGAAACUAUCAUCACCUCCUCCCUUGAUGAAGCUAAAAUGACUUUCUAGAGUUUUAAUGUAAUUAAUAUGAUCAUAGUGUAUUUGUGAAGACUGGCAUGUACAUACACUCACAAGAGAACAGAAUUAUUGAUAUCGACCCACAUGUUACAUUCAGGCUGACUACCACACUGACUGGCAUUUAAAUUACAUUACUGCAACAAUCAUAUUGUUCCAUAAUCUGAAGGUGAUGUUUUUCACCAUAAAUUUCUCAAUAAAGUUCAGUUAGCGCUCAUCCAGAUUAAGGGGUUGAUUCGGAAAUAUUACCCAUUUACUGCUAAGGGAUGACCACAGAUCCAACAAAAAGAUGGUUGGCUAGCAGCUUAAAUAAACUGUGGCACUUUUUACGACAUGCAUAACCCGGAAACUGCCAUUAGAUGCUUGGUGAUAAACCAAAGGUAAUGGUUUUAUUCCAAGACUGAUAAAAAGUACAAUGGAAGGAAAACAGUCAUGGCUGAGAAUGCAAUUUUGACUGGGCUCCAACAGUAAUUACCAUACAUGUCCUUUAGAUGGCGGCACAAGAGCAAUGUUCCUGGGUAUUUUCAGCAUGACAAUCAGCAAGG